CGCCGCGCGCACCGAAAGCGCACGGCACUAAACGCCGUACGGCCGCGGCGUCGCCCCCCGAGUGGGGGAGGGGAGAGGCGACUCAGGCGAGGCCUCGGCCUGUUCGCUGACAAGUGCGCGGAGGCACCGCAGCGCAGUGCCGCAGACGGCAGAUCUGACACCGGGCCGGGCCCCCUAAAGCCUGCCGCCGCCGCCGCCGCCGCCGCCUGUCUCCCGCUACCCUCUGCCCGCCUGCCCGCCCGAGCACAGCAACCAGCAGCAGCUUCUGCCGCGCCGCAGCGCCCAGCGCGAGGAGAGAGAGACAGAGAGAGUGAGGUAGCUAGGCAGAUAGCGGCUCUGUGCGCCACACCAGAGUUGCCAGUGUGUGCGGGAGCUGGAGCUGGAGAGAACCGGCAAAAAAACACCGAGGCAAGGCAAGCAAAGGUGUGGCACGAGUACGGGCGAUUUAGGCAGGCGUGGCAGCGGGGGGAGGCGCGGGGGGAUAAGAUCGCUCGCGGCGCUCGAGCAGCAGCAGCAGCAGCCGGGCCGACGCGGCCGGCGCGCACGACACGAUCACGCCGGAGGAGGGGACAGCCCAGCCAGCCACAGCCGUUGCCGGCAGCCGAAACGCACCCCGGCCGCAGGCGCCAGCCCACGCGCCGCGCCAGCUCCAUAAAGUCGCCGCAUUCCUCCCGCGGCGAGCACGCGCGGGGCCGGCAAGCGUAUGAGCAGCGGCGCUCGCGGCGGGGCGGGUUCAUGGAGGCCGUGGGCGACGGAGCCGCAGCGGGGGCGGGGGACGGGGCGCCGCCCGCCCGGUCGCAGCAGGGCGCCAAGCGCGGGCGCGGCGGCGGCGUGAGGGGCAGCGACGCGGAGGCGGCGGCGGCCUGGGGCCAGCCGCCGGCGCUGCCGCCGCCGCAGGGCCCGGGGGCGGGCUCUCGGAUCUACCGCGUGCGGGCCAGCGGGGGCAAGGACCGGCACAGCAAGGUGUACACGGCCAAGGGCAUCCGCGACCGCCGCGUGCGCCUGUCGGUGCCCACCGCCAUCCAGUUCUACGACCUGCAGGACCGCCUGGGCUUCGACCAGCCCAGCAAGGCCAUCGAGUGGCUCAUCAACGCCGCCUCCGACGCCAUCGACAAGCUCCCGGCGCUCGACACCGCCGCCUUCGCGGCCCUCCCCGGUCCCGGCGACGCGGAUGCCGCCAAGGUCAAGCAGCAGCAGCUGGGGAGCAGCUCCGGGGGCAGCAGCCCGUCGGAGACCAGCAAAGGUUCCGAGCUCUCCCUCUCGCGCUCCGACGGCCGCGGGGGCGCCGCCGCCGCCGCCGCGCGGGACAGGGAGGUCACCGUGGCCAGCACCUCGGCGCAGGCCGCGUCCUUCACCGAGCUGCUCACCGGGGUGGCGUCGGCCGGCGCCAUUAGCGCCGCCGAGCACAAGCAGUCCUGGCAGCAGCAGCAGCCCAACGCCUCCGCGGCGGCCGCCGCUGACUGCGUCGGCAUUGCGCACCCGGGGAAAGGUGCGCACGGGCUGUCGACGCACGCCUUCUCGGGCCCCAUCAAGUUCGGCAAUGCGCCUCCGUUCGGCAUGGUCCCGGCGCAGCCCUUCAACUUCACCACCCACGUCGAGAUGCCUCACUUCUCGCUCGGCCAGGACGCCUUGGCGGCGUCCUCGGCUCCCGCCGCCGGGGACUACAACCUCAACUUCUCCAUGUCCUCGGGUUUCUUGGGUGCCAAUAGGGGGACCCUUCAGUCCAAUUCCCAGUCUAACUUUUCAGGCCAUCACCACCAGCAGCUCCAGAGGCUGGACGGCCCGUUCUUGUUCGGUCACGCCGCGGCGGCGGCGGCGCACCCCGCAUCUGAGAACCAGCUGACCGCAUCCGCGGCGUUACAGCUGUGGGAUGGGUUCCGGCACUCCAGCAUGAAGGAGAAGAGCAAGAACUGAUUACACAUUGUCCAACGAAACUGAAGACAUCCAGUUGCUGGGAUCUAUUCCAGCAACAAUUCAUCCUUUGGAGGUGCUGUGGUCAUCAUCAACCCUCAAUCCUGCUGCCAUUGAUCAAACAAUGAUGUGCUCCGGGUUUUUUUCCUCUCUCUCUCUAGAUGCUGUUGUACAAAUUUUGUGGGAGAUGAGAGUUUUUGAACAAGAGUUGUAAGUGUGCCCCGCUGUGGUCGCGGUUCUAGUCCUCUCCGCGUGUAACUUUUGCUUGAAUUGAUGCUCCCCUGAAUUGAGUUCAUUGGACAAGCAUUAUUCUCACGAUUUUUCUCGGUUUGGUUUGAGAGAUAAUCCUGAUUCUGUGGAACUGAUUACUGAAUGCUAUUUUGUGUGGAAAGUACAGAUCUGGAAGCAA
Panicum virgatum (switchgrass) is the source of this 2320-nucleotide messenger RNA. Its product is annotated as transcription factor PCF6-like. Lineage: Eukaryota; Viridiplantae; Streptophyta; Magnoliopsida; Poales; Poaceae. Gene Ontology annotation, cellular component: nucleus. Gene Ontology annotation, biological process: regulation of secondary shoot formation. Gene Ontology annotation, molecular function: DNA-binding transcription factor activity; sequence-specific DNA binding. Bases 736 to 1914 code for a protein of 392 amino acids. The transcript is spliced from 2 exons. The record is from RefSeq and is a predicted model, not a curated record.